Messenger RNA from Rhinopithecus roxellana (golden snub-nosed monkey), 4754 nucleotides. RefSeq names its product WD and tetratricopeptide repeats 1 (gene WDTC1). The coding region runs from base 486 to 2519 and encodes 677 amino acids. The transcript is spliced from 16 exons. Lineage: Eukaryota; Metazoa; Chordata; Mammalia; Primates; Cercopithecidae. The record is from RefSeq and is a predicted model, not a curated record. Gene Ontology annotation, biological process: negative regulation of fatty acid biosynthetic process. Gene Ontology annotation, cellular component: cytoplasm; Cul4-RING E3 ubiquitin ligase complex. Gene Ontology annotation, molecular function: protein binding.
GUAGCGUACCCGCCGGCUGCGAGGCGCGAGGCGGAGGCGGAGACUGCGUGGCGCAGGCGCGUUACUGGGCUUCUCUUGGGUCCCCAGACAGCUGGAGGAGAUAAACAGAGGAGGAGGAGGGAGGGGAGUGCGUGUGUGAGAGCGCGCGAGGGAGUGUGAGUGUGUGUGAGCGCGGGUGUGAGGCGGUGCGCAGGGGCGGGCGGAGGCGCUGUCCGGCCCCGGCCAGGCGCCGGGCGGGGAGCAUGGGAAGGGGCUAGAGCUGCUUGAGCCCCCCAGCCCCCUCCCCGGGAUCCUCGCCCCACCUCCCGGGAGAGGGGCCGCCCCCCCGGACGGAUAUGGGCUCCUGAAGUUGCGCCGCUGCCGGUCGGGGAAAGAGACCUGACAGGUAAUUAAAUGUGUAUUUUGUGGACCUGGGCUUGGCUGGAAUGCUCAGGAGUCCUGAAGAUCCUUUUAUAGCUACCUUCUGUUGAACCCAUUAAGAAAAGAUGGCAAAAGUCAACAUAACUAGAGACCUCAUCCAUAGGCAGAUCAAGGAGCGGGGUGCCCUGAGUUUUGAGCGGCGCUAUCAUGUCACUGACCCCUUUAUCCGGCGGCUGGGCCUGGAAGCAGAACUGCAGGGUCACUCAGGAUGUGUCAACUGUCUGGAGUGGAAUGAGAAAGGAGACUUGCUGGCCUCUGGUUCCGACGACCAGCACACGAUUGUGUGGGACCCACUGCACCACAAGAAGCUGCUCUCCAUGCACACGGGACACACUGCAAAUAUCUUCUCUGUCAAGUUCCUGCCUCACGCUGGGGACCGCAUCUUGAUCACGGGGGCAGCUGACUCUAAAGUGCAUGUGCACGACCUGACGGUAAAGGAGACCAUCCACAUGUUUGGAGAUCAUACAAACCGGGUGAAGCGCAUCGCCACAGCGCCCAUGUGGCCCAACACAUUCUGGAGUGCUGCUGAGGAUGGGCUUAUCCGCCAGUAUGACCUUCGAGAGAACAGCAAACACUCGGAGGUGCUGAUUGACCUGACAGAGUACUGUGGCCAGCUGGUGGAGGCCAAGUGCCUCACUGUCAACCCCCAGGACAACAACUGCCUGGCGGUUGGGGCCAGCGGACCGUUUGUGAGGCUCUAUGACAUCCGCAUGAUCCAUAACCACAGAAAGAGCAUGAAGCAGAGCCCUUCAGCGGGUGUGCACACCUUCUGUGACCGGCAGAAACCGCUUCCGGAUGGUGCAGCCCAAUAUUACGUAGCAGGUCACCUGCCAGUGAAGCUUCCUGACUACAACAACCGUUUGAGAGUGCUGGUUGCCACCUAUGUGACCUUCAGCCCCAAUGGCACAGAGCUGCUAGUCAACAUGGGAGGGGAACAGGUUUAUUUGUUUGACUUGACUUACAAGCAGCGGCCGUACACCUUCCUCUUACCUAGAAAGUGCCACUCCUCAGGGGAAGUCCAGAAUGGCAAGAUGUCCACCAAUGGUGUAUCCAACGGUGUGUCCAAUGGCCUGCACCUUCAUAGCAAUGGCUUCCGGCUGCCGGAGAGUAGGGGACAUGUCAGCCCCCAAGUAGAGCUACCGCCAUACCUGGAGCGUGUGAAACAGCAAGCCAAUGAGGCUUUUGCCUGCCAGCAGUGGACCCAAGCCAUUCAGCUUUACAGCAAGGCUGUGCAGAGGGCCCCUCACAAUGCCAUGCUUUAUGGAAACCGAGCAGCAGCCUACAUGAAGCGCAAGUGGGAUGGUGACCACUAUGAUGCCCUGAGGGACUGCCUCAAGGCCAUCUCUCUAAACCCAUGCCACCUGAAGGCACACUUUCGCCUGGCCCGCUGCCUCUUUGAGCUCAAGUAUGUGGCUGAAGCCCUGGAGUGCCUGGACGACUUCAAAGGGAAAUUUCCGGAGCAGGCCCACAGCAGCGCUUGUGAUGCAUUGGGUCGUGACAUCACAGCUGCCCUCUUCUCCAAAAAUGAUAGUGAGGAGAAGAAGGGACCUGGUGGCGGCGCCCCAGUCCGCCUCCGCAGCACAAGCCGCAAGGACUCCAUCUCAGAGGAUGAAAUGGUGCUGCGGGAGCGAAGCUACGACUAUCAAUUCCGCUACUGCGGCCACUGCAACACCACCACGGAUAUCAAGGAGGCCAAUUUCUUUGGCAGCAACGCUCAGUAUAUCGUCAGUGGCUCUGAUGAUGGCUCCUUCUUCAUCUGGGAAAAGGAGACCACCAACCUGGUUCGUGUGCUCCAAGGGGAUGAGUCCAUUGUCAACUGCCUGCAGCCACACCCCAGCUACUGCUUCCUGGCCACCAGCGGCAUCGAUCCUGUUGUGCGGCUCUGGAACCCCCGACCAGAGAGUGAAGACCUCACAGGCCGAGUCGUGGAAGAUAUGGAGGGUGCUUCGCAGGCCAACCAGCGGCGCAUGAAUGCAGACCCGUUGGAGGUGAUGCUGCUCAACAUGGGCUACCGGAUCACGGGCCUGAGCAGUGGAGGUGCCGGGGCCUCUGAUGAUGAGGACAGCUCUGAGGGCCAGGUGCAGUGCCGGCCCAGCUAGACCCUCCAGCCCUGGUACCCAGCCCCUGCUACUGGCUGGACCCUCCGCCCUGGGCAGGAGGUCGGGGGGAUUCUGUUUUGGUUUGUCUUCCCCACCCCACUUUUUUUCAUUUCCCCUGUUUUGUUUGUUAGUUUGGCAUUAGGGGUGGAGGUUGCUACAACUUGCUGGCUUUCAGACUCUGGGCUGAUUGUCCCCUGACUAUCCCCAGCCCUGAAAAAAAGAGCAGGAGGGGAUACCCCUCCAUAUGCCCCCCCACCUCCUGCUUCCAUGUCCCUGGAGGGCUCUGGCCUGCCUCAGAAUCCCUUCUGCCUCAGGUGGGGAAGAACAAGCUGAACUGUCUUCAGGGACUGUCCUGCCCUUCAGCUGGCAGCAGGAGGGGGAGUGGGAUUCCCAAUUGGUAAGGGCUCACCUUGGCCUGUUGCCACUCUUGCUCCCUAGCCUGCAAGGCUAGCUCCCCUGUGGUCUUCAGGAAAGGUUUUGAAAAAGGAUGGGUCCCACCCUCCCCCCAGAGCCACUAGUGUUAGAGCAGAACCAAAAGGAAGGACGGGAGCCCUGGAGUGGGCAAGACCAGGCUACCUGCUGAGGUCACAGUGGAGCACCCUCACUCCUCUCCUGGCUACUAGCUCUGGCCCUGCACCUACUCUCACUGGCCACCUCUGGAGGCUCUGCCUUUCCCAAGGGCCCUGGCAGAGGGUGGGGCACUGCACCUUACCCCACCCAUCCAUGCCAGCACUUCUGCACUAUGGCCGUUCUCCUCUUGGGCGCUCCUCAGCCUCACUGUGACCUUUCUGCCAGAGCUCCCAGCCAGGCCUACUCUGCUGAGGUGGCACUUCCUGCUAAGGGCCCUUCUCUGUCCUUUCUGCCCUCCUUCCCAUCCCACAUGCUGAGCCGCCACAAAGACCAAAGAAGUGAUGGCUUUUCUCUGCCCCUGCUGCUCUGAGGGGAGAGGGGUGGGUCUCCUGAGCCACUCAGAUGGGAAAGUCCCUUACUCGGCCCCUCCCUCCCCAGCAGCCCCAAGCUUUACACUGGAUGCAGCGAUCAACCCACCACUCACCAGGCCUCCCCUCCCCUCUGCCCCCUGGCUCUUAGCUCCAGCUGCUCCAGGUAGUUGGUUCAUCCUUCCCCCUCUCUCCCUCCCUGCUUCCCCUCAGUGCUUACUGGGCUCCAGCCCUCCAGCUGCAGCCCCUGGGGAAAAGCAGCCUCCCUUCUCCUCUCCCUCUACUCCCUCCCUCCCUUCCUCAGCCCCUGUCUCUGCCAGGUGCCUCCUCUCAGUCAGGCUUCAGAGCAGCCCUGGAGACAGGAGGGCCAUGUUAAAAGCUUUUUCACAGUUUUAAGAAGACAAGGGGAGGGUGAGGAUAGUGGUGGGGGGUCUGGCACCAUCUCAUUGCUUUAAUCCCAGCAACACAGGUGGCAGCUUCUCCCCCUUCCUUCCCACCCCAGUCCCUCUUCCCAUCCCUCUCUUCUAGCUUGGUAAUGAAGUAUAUUUAUUGGUGACGGAAACAGCUGCUGCUGCUUCUCCUGCUGCUGGGCCCUGCUCCCCUGUCUCUUCUCCGUGACCUUUCUCUAGCCAGGGAGAAGGGAGAGCAGGAGUAUUGGGGCUGGGCCCUGGGGCCCAAGGAUCAGCUGGGUCCCCUUUGCUUUCUUGUGUUCCAGCCACCUGCCAUUUCCUCCCUGCCUCCCACCCUCCCUCCCUGCCUCCUGUCCUGCUUCCCACCCCCUGCCUGCCCAGCCUGGGCCCUGCAGUGUGGAGAGACACAUAAGCCUUACUGUCCUCUGGGGGCAGGAGCCGAGCCUUUUUGUUGCUCCGCUCCCAGGAGAGUGAGGGUGACGCAAUUGAUUAAAACCAUUUUGUUCUAGGUGUGGCUGGUGGCAUUUGUGGGGUGCAGAUGGGUAUUGGAACCAAAGUGAGGGCACCUGGUCCCUCACCUCUGUAGCUCUAUGACUUUGAGUAACCACACCUCUACUGGGCAGAAUCCUGCCUUGAAGGGUCACUGUGAGCAGUGACCACCCCGCCCAGCAGGACUGAGUGCAGAGCCGAGCUCUCAUGGCUGUGAUUUGUAAUCAUCAGCUUUCACUCUCCGGCUGUUUUUUCAUCAGUAAAAUAAGGGGCUUGGAAUCUUAGUGGUUUUUCAAACCAAUUUACAUUGUGACCCAAUAUACACAUGAUUACUUGUAUAUAUAUGCGUGUGUGUGUAUAUAUAUAUAUAUAUAAUGAACAAAAGUUUUACACAAUAA